GCCAAUAGAACUAGCCCUGAUUCUAAGCCGCAGUUCGCCGAAGGCGACAACCUCGGCACGCGCUGUGAGGGGGUGGUUACCCCCGGAUGGGACGAAGAGGAAGAAAAAGAAGACGGCGAUGAGCAGGAGGGAGGAGAGGAUGAUGAAGAGGACAGCCGGGAUCUAGAGAAGCGUAAGCGCUUGCUCCAAAUGUGCUCCAAGCAUGCAUCAGAAUAUCAUUCAUCAGACUUAGAGCAUUUAACCGUCGUGGAAAACCUCAGAUACGACCAGAUAAAUGUGGGGAAGUGGCUUUUGGAGUGGGACAACGGGAUGCCGGCUCUAGAGAGAAGCUCAAAUGGGGCGCUGGCCCUUCACUAUGCCGCCGCCAGAGGAUGUCUUGACUGCGUCAAGCUCCUCGCUCAAUCCUCCCCAGAACUCAGUGCCAAUACUCAGAUGGACAAUGACGUCACUCCAGUGUAUUUAGCGGCGCAAGAGGGGCAUCUGGAGGUGCUCAAAUUUCUUGUCCUCGAGGCUGGUGGCUCCCUCUAUGUGCGAGCGAAAGAUGGAAUGGCACCAGUCCAUGCGGCCGCCCAGAUGGGCUGCCUUUCGUGCCUCAAGUGGAUGGUUCAAGAUCAGGGGGUUGACCCAAACUUACGUGACGGGGAUGGGGCAACGCCGCUGCACUUUUCAGCGUCACGUGGGCAUUUGGAGUGCGUGCGCUGGCUCCUGCGUCACGGAGCUAAGCUCGUCACGGACAAAUACGGCAAGAGCCCAAUCAACGACGCUGCAGAAAACCAUCAAAUGGAGUGUCUGAGCAUGUUGGUGCAACACGGGACAUCUCCGGACUACCAAGACGAAAGGGGAAAGCUUCAUGGCUGCCUUUGUAGGAAAGAAGAUCCUAGCAUGAGGUCAAAGUGGAGGUGCACAGUAGCAGCAGCGGGGCGGGCUCGGAGGAGAACACGUCCUGCUCGGAGGGGAGCGAGCGAGGAGAUCACGACUACGAGGACAUCUACUCGGUGCGGGACAGGGACAAGAAGGGCCAGGGUGCCGGGCAAGGACGGGCCGAGAGCCAGGACUCCGGCUCGCACAGCCGGAGCGGCUCCCUCAGCUCGGAGAACAGCAACCUCGUCGUCCAGGUCGGGCCCGCGGGCCCCCUCGGUUCCCGGCCCCCGGAGCCGGAGCCCCCCAAGGACUUCCUCGACAGCCCGCAGGACGGCCAAGUGUCCGCUGAAUCUGGCGUGUCAAGUGGUUCUCCCUCUGACUUAGGACACUCAGAAGAGGAAAACGAGAAAUGCAAACACGAGCGACUUUCUAGGACACAUUGUUUCACUUUACCCCAUAAUAAUCAAAAUAACAGAGCUUUGAAAAGGGUCGUUUCCGAGCCAGGAGGGAUGUGUCCACCCCCACCACCGCCGCCGCCCCCAGACAUGAUUUCGUCGACCAUUUCUAGUAACCAUAGUAACCAAGGAGCAAGUUCCGACCAAUCACGACCCUUCAACUCAUCCUCUUCCAACGCCUCCAACGGAGAUGACGUCAGUUUGGCCAGUAAUUCGUACGUGGAGGACACCACGGCUUCCUACGGAACUUUGGAUGGAUCAGAGCCGUCGACUGCUUUGGCCGCUUCGGAGAACGGGGACGCCUCGCCGGUGGGGCACGGACCCCACUUAGUCAACAAGCAGAUGGUGCUCCCGUUCAUCCCGCCCAAGUUCCCGUCCAACUCGGCCGACUCCAACUCCCUGAUCAAGCCCUCCGAGUACCUCCGCAGCAUCAGCAUCUCCGGCUCCAAACUCCAGCGCUCCACCUCCGACCUCAACAUCGCCAUCAUCGAGGAGAUCAAGGUGCCAGCCGUGACCCUGGAGAAGUUCGAGGAAGAAACGAUCACGAUCGGGCCUGGUGGAUGUCCUCCCCCUCCUCCCCUGCCCCUGCCGUCACAGGACACGCAGGCAGCCGCCCGAAAACAACACCAACCCCUCUCCACCAUUAGUAUACACGACCUCUCUAGUGUCCAGCUCAAGAAAACUCUAGCCACGAAAACCAUGUCGGCGCCGCCUAUCCGAUCCACCGGCACUGAACAGCCAUUCAAAGCAGCCAAAGAAGAUCUGAUCGCCGAGCUCAAGCUCUCGAAAGACAUCACCGGAAUCAAGAAAAUGAAAGUCGAGCGAGUCAAGCAGGAGAAGUUAAGCGAGAAAGAGGCCAUUUCGGAGAUCAACCGUCAGUUCUCCAUAGACGCUUUUGUAGAAAAGAUUCCAGAGAAGGACGGCAACGGAAAUCCUAUUCCACCUUGGAAGCGGCAAAUGUUGGCGAAAAAGGCCGCCGAAAAAGCGCGGAGAGAAAAAGAAGAGCAACUGGUUCGAGAGGCCGAAGAAAAAAGGCUCCAAGCCAUUCCUGCAUGGAAACGUCAGCUCUUACAGAGCAGGGCAGCUAAUGAUAGAUCGAACACGAGCGUGCCUACGAUCCACCCGAAAAUCAUCACACCCCCCUGCGAGUUCCCUCACAGUCUGGUCAAGAAGUGCAACGAGGAGGCAGUCUCGUCGCCGCACCUCAACAGCAACACGCCGGCCAGUCCCGCACAAGCGCCGCAAGUGGAGGACAACAACAAUAAAGAGAACAGCGAACCGGCCGGGAACCAAAACGACACCAAAACUCCGGUCAAAGAGGAAAGCGACGAGAACCAAGACACCCCCGCUCAAAUCAUACCCUGGAGAGCCCAACUUAGGAAAACCAACAGCACUUUGAAUCUGCUAGAAUGAGGAGAAGCUGUUGAUUUCCUGCUCUGACCAAAGAAACUCAGUUAGGUAUUGGGUCGCCAUUACCCUUUUGGCUCUCAGAAUUUAGACGUGUCGUAGGCAGAUUGUCAAAUUAGGCUUAUUAUCAAAUGCCAGCGGGUUUAUUUUUGGAUUUUAUGGACAAAGCAAUAGACAAAGGAGACAGAAGGAAAAUGGAGCUAUCCUUUUGAUUGAAAUGAGUGGCUGCUGUAAACAAACGGGGAAAAUGAUGGACAAACUAUAGGAAUCUUCAUAGGUUGCCGUUAGUUAGUCCAUUACUUACCUCCUUUGUCUUCUGCAACCACCCGUUUCUACCAAUAGGAUCGUUAAAUUUUCUCUGUUAUCUCUUUGUCUGUCGCUUUGUCUAUCAAUUUCAAUAAUCAGCCCUCUGAGCAGAUAAUACAAUUUUGAUGAUUUGUGAAGUCUUGUAUGCUUUUGACGAGUUCUAGAGUUUUCAGUGUAUUGAAUAUAAGAAUUCAUCAUAUCUACAAACUUCUCCUGUAUUUUGCUCUCCAAACGCCCCUCAAAUAUUUUAAUCGGCAUUUUUUUCAAAAUUCGAUAUUUUAUGACAUGCUUUAAUCCCCAGUCAAGGGAUCGUUUAGGGGCUAGGUAUAAUUUAUUUGCGAUUGUAUGAUACCAUUAUUCACAAAAACCUCUUUUCUAGAUGAGCAAAUAAUUACUUUGCCUAAAAUUAGGCAAAGAAUCAAAAUUUCAAUUUAACUAAGAACAUUUUACUAGUUGCCUGCGACAGACGUAUCGGAUGGAGUUAAGUAAAAUAGUCACAUCCACAUUGCGGUGUUUUAAAAUCUCAUCUAUUAUUUCAAUAUUCCGGAAGGAAACCAAGCAACAUUUUCACUUAAAAUUUUGUGGACAUAACCUUUAUAUGAGUGAGAAAAAUGUCAACAAUUUUCGAGUGGGGAUGUUGGUAGAUUAAUGGUAGAAAAUAGGAAAUGAAAUUUUGAACCACUGCAAUGUAGAUAAGACUGUUUUUCUUGGCACUUCCCCAUUGUAGGACCCAGCUUGAGCCGAUAGAUUUUUUUUUUUUUAAUUUAUAUUUUUUUUUUUACGAAUUUUAGAAAAGAAGGUCUGAUAAGAACUCCUACUUUGCUUGGUUCAAAAUAAUGUGCCGAGGCUUGAUUUUCAGGUGCUACACAUACAUUUUUGAAUGUUAAAAAGUUAUCAAUACUUGGGCUCAUUAGACAAGACUUACUUAAUUAAUUUAUCUCCAAGUGGUUAUAACACGUGUUUGUGUAUAUUUUGGAGUUAAUUUUAACAUCAGUCCCAAUAAAGUUAUAUAAAAGCGACCAUCAAUCAUUAUGCAUGAACUCGAGGAGACUAAAGACAAAACAUCACUGAAAUUAAGCAUUUUGAAAAUAAAUUUUAUUGAGUUCAGCAAAAAAGAACCUAAUAUAUGUAUAUAGAUAUGUUUAAAAAAGCAAUUAUUUAUUUUGAAAAAGUCUCUUGGCCUAACGCGAGGUAAUUCUCAUAUGAGGCAACUAAGAUUCUUCUCUGCUAAACAUAGUCUGAGGUUCCUGAUGUAAUGAGCGAGACACGAUGCUUUCAUUUACAACAUAACUGCGAGGUUACAGAGAAAGAGAAACAACAGUACGCCUGUAGUUCAAUACAAGCAACACGAAUAACUUUUGAACACAAAUAGUUGCAUCUGAGCGUUAGCAUCACUACAGCAUUGUGUCAAUAUGAGUAAGAUGAUUUUUUCUCGCCCAAUUCGAUCGUGAUAAUAAAUACUUCGACUGAAAGUCAUUUGAAAAUGUGUGUAUAACUGUGGAUGUCCUGACUUGUGCUGCGAUUUGUAGCUCAGCGCAUGGGAGAUAGACCUUCUACGGUAAAAUAAAACAAAUAUUUCAUCUUCAAGUAUGGCCAACAAGUCAUUUUUCUUUUUAAAUUUAUUAUAUUUAUAGAUAGAUCAACUAAACUGUACGUCCUAUUUAACCGCCUAUUCUGAUAAAAGUAGGUAUGAAGCUGAGUCACCGUUGACUACGCUUUCGUUAAUUUUUUAUCAGUAUGAGUAUGAACUGUGCAAAUAUUAGGUUAAGAUAUUUUGUAGAUAUUAGAAAUAUUUUCUCUCUUUCUUUUGUAGUAUUUACUACGACUAAAAUCAAAACUUAUGACUGCGCCUAAAUUUCAAAAUACGGGAAAAGAAAUUAUCAACCAGAAAAAAUAUCAAAUUACUCUAUUAACCUUGUAAACAUGUUCAGCUUUAUAAAUGUAAAUUUUCCGAUGGCAAAUGGGAAAAAGUUUUUUUGCCAUAGUUAUGAUCAAUUUAAGAAAAAAACAAGGGCUAAAUUCCUACGCGCAAGAAAUAAUUUAAGGAGGAUUGUACGAAGUCAUAUUUUUUAUUGUAAGUUAAUGUAUUCCAAACCUUGAUUUUUAUUUUAGGGGUGUAUUUUCUUCUACUUUCUGUACUUUUAUUUUUUACCUUUUUUAUCAGUCAUUCAAGGUACCUACUGUUUGUGUGAUUGAUUGUUUAUCACCGUCACAUUUUUUGAAAAUCAUUGGUUCAUUUUGAAUCUUUACAUGCGAAUGUGUUUCCAUUUACUGCGUAUGCUGAAUAAUUCUAUUGAAAGUAUGAAGUAGGUGUGCAUAGUGGUACGGUAAUUAUACUGUACAUACUUUUUAAGUUGAACCAUACUGAUUGUACUUUAUUCUCCACUCCGUAAAGAUUAUUUCAGCCCCUCCCCUCUACUUAACGAUUAUAUUUUAAGAGUCUCACGCAGGAAGGUAUCAAGUAAUUAGUUGGUGACAUUCUUACGAUUUUGGCAAAAGCAGGGAGUUCACCCUGAAAAAGUACUUGGGGCUCUUUAGUUUUUGGACAAUGUUGGACUGGUAGUAUGACUGAUUUUGAGUUCUUACAUUCCAUUUCGCACAUGUAAUCCUUAGAGACGAUUUUCACUCGAAAUAAGCAACACAUUUUUGGAAUAAUUGUAAAAAUUCUGAAUCUGAAUUCAUUCUGAAAAUUUCCUCCGACACUUUCAUCUUAUUAAUAAACUUUUGAUAAUUUGCAAUAAACAACAAUAACUUUAACUAUAUUAAAAUUGUAAAAGCUGAGUGAAGAAAAAUUUGAUGAGGAAAUGAUUUUGUGUUGAAAGUAUGAUUAAUUAUUCAAAUAUGCCUUCAUAAACGUAUUCUGAAAGUAUGAGAGAAAGGUAUCUGCUCGGCAAAGAACUUCACUUCGAUGUAUGAUGUGUUUCACUUAGUUUUCAUUGCGACAGCGGUUUAACUAUUUUCAUAGAAAUGUUUCUUAAAUUGUGAAACGACAAAAGAGAGCAAAGAAUGUACGAAAGUAAAUGUAAUGGUGCAUUGGCUAAAUAUCAAAGAGAGAUUUAUUAAGAGGCGAAAUCCCUCCUAAUAAUAAUUAGACAAUAAAAUCACACGCCCUAAUUUUAAAAAACAUUUUUAUAGAUAAGUGAUUUAGAAACUGAGAUUCAUUUCCAACCCAUUCUUCAUUAGUAGCUGUGUAAAUAAAGUAGGUAACGUACUUCCUUGCCGAAAUUUUUUUCGUAAUUUAAGCACAGCAACCUUCUCUUUUAUUGAUAAGUGUUAAUUGUUUGAAUACCUAUAUUUUUGUUAUCUAUGAGAGAAAAUUUUUAAAAAAAUGAAUAAAAAAAUUGAAAUUUCAA
Bemisia tabaci is the source of this 6382-nucleotide messenger RNA. Lineage: Eukaryota; Metazoa; Arthropoda; Insecta; Hemiptera; Aleyrodidae. The record is from RefSeq and is a predicted model, not a curated record.